Trichomonas vaginalis G3 is the source of this 771-nucleotide messenger RNA. RefSeq lists its product as uncharacterized. NCBI's taxonomy places the organism in Eukaryota, Parabasalia, Trichomonadida, Trichomonadidae. The coding region runs from base 1 to 771 and encodes 256 amino acids. The transcript has a single exon. The record is from RefSeq and is a predicted model, not a curated record.
AUGGAACAAAAUGUUUUAUUAGAUGACAAAAUUAUUCACCAAGGAAAAAUUAAACUAUUAGAUCUCAAGCCAGAUGUCGAAAUUCCGGUUGAUCUAACAGGAGUUGUCAAUAAAAGCAAACCACCUAGACUUUAUUUCAAAAUAUUACCAACAAUUCCAAGAGAUGUCAUGAGAGACUGGCAUUUGCGUGAUCAUACACUCUACAUCUCAUUAGAAUAUGAUCAAAAGGCCGAUGCUUUGAGGAAGCCACCAGCAUAUUUAGAACUUGUUUCAGUUGAUAGCAUUCAACAUAGAAUUAGGAUUUUUGGAGGAACUCGUAAACCAGAAAGCUGGAUCAAAUACCCUAAGAAACCAGUAUUCCUCAGUGAAAAUGGUCCUACUAAUGUUUUUAGAAUUUGUACUAAAAGAGCUCCAAAACAAGCGUUUAUUCCUUUGGUCAACGUCACAAGACACAUAGAAGGAAACAUGCAUAUUAAAUUCUGGGCAUGCUCGAAGGAAUCCAAAGAUCACGACUACAGAAAACUGAAAUUAGAAAAUCUCUAUCCACAAUUGAUUUUGGAUGACGUAAUUGAAAUCGAUGGGCCUGGAAAAUACUCUGCAGGACACGUUUAUAUGCAGGAAAGUAAGAGACCACCAAAAUUCAUAAAAUUUACACCAAGACAAUUAGCUUUUCGCGAAAGCCUCAUAGAUUUUGCUAAACACUUCGGACCAAUGGUCUUUGAAUCAUAUCUAUCUUGGCAAGUUGAUUUUCUUGAUAAUGAAAUUGUUUAA